GACACGGAGGCACAGAUAGAGAGACACACACAUAACGUGUAGGUUUCGGUAUUGAUGAGAUUGAGAUUGAAAUCAUUGCACUAUUCUUCAACUCCUUCCUUAUCUCAAACAAAACUCGAUUCAAUCGUCGUCGUCGUCGUCAGUUAGAUAUAAAAAGAGAGUUGAAAAAAUGGCGAAUUUGUACGUGAAGGCGGUGCCACCGCCGGAUCUGAACAGGAACACGGAGUGGUUUACAUACCCAGGGGUUUGGACCACCUAUAUAUUGAUUCUCUUUUUCUCUUGGCUCAUGGUCCUCUCCGUCUUCGGCUGCUCUCCCGGCAUGGCUUGGACCAUUGUCAAUCUCUCCCAUUUCGUCGUCACUUAUCACUUCUUUCAUUGGAAAAAAGGAACUCCGUUUGCUGAUGACCAGGGGAUCUAUAAUAGGUUGACUUGGUGGGAGCAGAUUGACAAUGGAAAGCAGCUCACACGUAACAGGAAAUUCCUAACUGUUGUGCCCGUGGUGCUGUACUUGAUAGCCUCUCAUACAACAGACUACCAACACCCAAUGCUCUUCCUCAACACUCUUGCAGUGAUUGUGCUAGUUAUCGCCAAGUUCCCCAACAUGCACAAGGUCCGAAUCUUUGGAAUCAAUGGUGAUCAGUGAGUUUUGGUCUGCAUCAUGAACCAUUUAAUUUUGACGGUGUAAAAACCUCCAAUCCUUUCUGCUGCUGAAAGGUUAGAUCCCUGUAUAGAAGUCAGAACUGGAAAUGAUUUCGAUAUGUAAUGUUUUUGUGCCCCGACAGUUCUACAAGCUGUCUUCCCUGGAUAUUGAAAGAAUAAUUGUAUUAAAUUAAAUAUGUACAGUAGAAUUUUCGUGUA
This is a messenger RNA of Cornus florida, 858 nucleotides long. RefSeq lists its product as uncharacterized. The record is from RefSeq and is a predicted model, not a curated record. NCBI's taxonomy places the organism in Eukaryota, Viridiplantae, Streptophyta, Magnoliopsida, Cornales, Cornaceae. Bases 170 to 643 code for a protein of 157 amino acids. Gene Ontology annotation, cellular component: endoplasmic reticulum membrane. The transcript is spliced from 3 exons. Gene Ontology annotation, biological process: negative regulation of ceramide biosynthetic process; ceramide metabolic process; intracellular sphingolipid homeostasis.